Molecule: messenger RNA, 3169 nt
Organism: Neopelma chrysocephalum (saffron-crested tyrant-manakin)
Lineage: Eukaryota; Metazoa; Chordata; Aves; Passeriformes; Pipridae
Gene: SLC24A2
Product: solute carrier family 24 member 2
Exons: 11
Coding region: 250-2202 (650 amino acids)
Biological process (GO): intracellular calcium ion homeostasis; long-term synaptic depression; calcium ion transmembrane transport
Cellular component (GO): membrane
Molecular function (GO): calcium channel activity; calcium, potassium:sodium antiporter activity
Source: RefSeq, a predicted model, not a curated record
CCGAGGGGUGACCGGUGCCCCGAGCCGCCCGGUCGGUGUCUCCGGGGCUCUCCGCGUUUGGAAGUGGACCCACUGCCCUUUCAGAGGGGGACAAAGUUUGUGCGGAGCGGAUCGACUAAUGAAGAAAAUACAUCCUGCGAAGAGUAAAAGUACUUGAUUCUGGGAAGACUCUUAAAGCACCUCUAACUUCAAAGCUGGAGAAAAGUAUGAAGGAACAGUUCAUCUGACUCCCUCGGCAUCUCACACAAAAUGGCUCUUCAGAAAAAAACUCUUGCUGGUGUCUUGGAGGAAUGGUGUUUGGAAGAACCACUCUUUGGUUGCAGAUGGCACCAGAAUGUUUGGAAAAAACUGAGACUGAUACGAAUUGUAGGGCUUCUUGUCAGUGUAGUGGCCAUUAGUACUUUAUCGCUUUCAAUGAGUGCCUUUUUCAAGAUGGAACCACAUAGCAUGGCACUGGUCAGCAGCCUAGAUAGCCAAAAGCUGGUGCGUGGGCACCAAAGAACUCUGUUGGAUUUCACCGAACAGAAUCAAAAUGGCACUCUAGAUCCACAUGCUUCUAUGAAAUAUGAAGCAGGGCAUGACAAUGAAACAGAUGAUCAUUCAAAGGGAGAGUAUCCCACAGACCUUUUUUCUCUUGAGGAGAGAAGACAGGGAGCAGUGAUCCUGCAUAUAAUUGGAAUGAUUUACAUGUUUAUAGCCUUAGCCAUAGUCUGUGAUGAGUUCUUUGUUCCUUCCUUGACUGUCAUCACUGAAAAACUGGCCAUUUCUGAUGAUGUGGCAGGGGCAACCUUCAUGGCUGCUGGUGGGUCAGCCCCAGAACUCUUCACUUCUUUAAUAGGAGUGUUUAUAUCCCACAGCAAUGUUGGCAUUGGUACAAUAGUGGGAUCUGCUGUGUUCAAUAUCCUAUUUGUUAUUGGAAUGUGUGCUUUAUUUUCUAAAGAGAUCUUGAACCUUACAUGGUGGCCACUCUUUCGAGAUAUGUCCUUUUACAUCAUUGACUUGAUCUUGCUAAUCAUCUUUUUUCUGGAUAACUUCAUAAUGUGGUGGGAAAGCAUAACACUCCUGACAGCGUAUUUUUUCUAUGUGACUUUCAUGAAGUUCAAUGUUCAAGUAGAAGAAUGGGUGAAGAAAUUUUUAAACAGGAACAAGGUUGAGAAGGUAACAACAGAUGCUGAAGGAAAGUCACCUAAUGCCGGAGACAAGGAUGACCAAACAUUGACGACAAAACCACGUCUCCAGCGGGGAGGAAGCUCUGCGUCUCUUCACAACAGUCUAAUGAGGAACAGUAUCUUCCAGCUCAUGAUUCACACACUUGACCCACUUGCUGAAGAGCUUGGAUCAUAUGGAAACCUAAAAUAUUAUGACACAAUGACUGAAGAAGGAAAGUUCAAGGAAAGGGCCUCAAUUCUGCAUAAGAUCGCCAAAAAGAAGUGCCAGGUAGAAGACAGUGAAAGGCAGAAUGGAGCUGCUAAUCAUGAAAAAGGUGCAAAAGUGGAAGUUGCAGUAACACCACCAAGUGAUUCGGGACCAGUGCAGAAUGGAAUCGCCCAUAAUGUUGAAGAAGAGAAUGAAGAGGAUGAGGAGCAGCCUCUCAGCCUGGCUUGGCCUGAAACCCGACGCAAGCAGCUCACCUAUCUUUUUGUGUUUCCCAUUGUUUUUCCACUGUGGGCUACCCUACCAGACGUUAGAAAACCUACAUCAAGAAAAUUUUUUCCUCUCACAUUUUUCGGCUCUAUUAGCUGGAUUGCCUUCUUUUCUUACUUAAUGGUCUGGUGGGCGCACCAGGUUGGAGAGACCAUUGGUAUUAGCGAAGAAAUCAUGGGAUUGACUAUUCUAGCUGCUGGCACAUCCAUUCCUGACCUUAUUACCAGUGUUAUUGUAGCACGCAAAGGUCUGGGGGACAUGGCUGUGUCCAGUUCUGUUGGAAGCAACAUAUUUGACAUCACAGUGGGCCUUCCUCUUCCAUGGCUCCUGUAUGCUGUGAUUAACAGUUUUGCCCCAGUGGCAGUCAGCAGCAAUGGUCUGUUCUGUGCAAUUGUCCUCCUCUUCAUCAUGCUGCUCUUUGUCAUCCUCUCCAUUGCUUCCUGCAAGUGGAGGAUGAAUAAAAUCCUGGGUUUCCUCAUGUUUGGGCUUUAUUUUGUGUUCCUGAUUGUCAGUGUCCUCCUGGAGGACAAAGUGAUCCAGUGUCCUGUCUCCAUCUAGUGGAAAGUGCUCGACAAAAAAAACCCCAGAACAUAUAUAUUUAUUAAAGAAAAAAUAUGUAUACCAAAACAAGAUACCAAAAAAAAACCACAGUGGAAAGCUUCACUGAGUAUAACCCAUGGAUCUGUAAAUUUCCUCUUCCUUGAUUUUAAAAGAGUGAAAGAAAGAAAAUUACACAAAGGGUGGAUCUAGGAGCUGAAGAAUGACUGCUGCUGUACAGUACAGUUACACAUGAAGGGCUGAGUUCAGCUGCACUGAGGUUUUCUUUGCUGCACAUCAUCCUCGCUGCCCGAUACUGGACACACUACGCAUGCACGGAAACAAUGACAGUUAUUGCUUCUCCUCAGCCUGUGGUACAAAUCCACAGACUUCUCGUUCUCUGUAGUCGUAUACACAGACACACAGUGUGCUCAGUUCUUAAGGCUCUCCUCUUCUAAGGAGAAUGAUGAUACUGACUUUGUGGAGGCACCACCCCCCCCACAGACCCUGGUAACAGGAUUUUUCUGAUGACCUGCUGAAACUCCUGAGUGGAAAGCGUACACCGAGUAAAUGAGUCACAGAUGGGGAAGAGCUUGUAUGUCUCUUCAUAUGGGUGGAUUUGUAUGAUGUGAUUUCAGAAAAGCCAGUGAAUUCAUCAGUGUUUUGAUCAUCUGCAUCACAGGUCUGUAAAGGCAAUCAGCAGGAUGUUAAUGGUGGUUUUUUACAUCUUGCAAAACUCUUCAGGUUCCAGAAACUCUGUCUCUGGCACUGAAGGAGCCACGAUGCCUGACCAUUUUGUAACUGGUGCAGAUUUUCAUUGCAUUCUCAUGCAAAGACCAGAAUGGGGAUACUCUUUCUUCUGUAAUAGCAAUGCCGCAUGCAGUGACAUCAUACAGCUAUGUGAACACACCAUUUUUUCUAAUGCAGCAAUAUUAACAGUACCAAUGGCUUUCAGAUGCUGUUAUGAGUUUGCCUUUUCAUGCCAGAA